AUGAGAAGAAUUAUUUAUUGCAAAGUGGUGCUGGCCACAUCUCUGGUGUGGGUUUUUGUGGAUGUCUUUUUACUAUUAUACUUCAGCGAAUGCAAUAAAUGUGAUGACAGGAAAGACAGAUCACUGCUGCCAGCUCUAAGGGCUGUUAUUUCUAGAAGUCAAGAAGGUCCUGGAGAACAAGGAAAAGCAGUUCUUAUUCCUAAAGAUGAGCAAGAUAAAAUGAAGGAACUCUUUAAAAUUAACCAAUUUAACCUCAUGGCCAGUGAUCUAAUUGCUUUAAACAGAAGCCUUCCAGACGUGAGGUUAGAAGGAUGUAAAACUAAGGUUUAUCCAGAUGAGCUUCCCAACACAAGCAUAGUUAUAGUAUUCCACAAUGAGGCUUGGAGCACCCUUCUAAGAACUGUUCAUAGUGUAAUAAACCGAUCACCCCAUCAUCUUUUAUCAGAAAUCAUACUGGUUGAUGAUGCAAGUGAAAGAGAUUUCUUGAAAACAACAUUAGAAAACUAUGUGAAACGUUUGGAAGUACCAGUGAAAAUCCUUCGGAUGAAACAAAGAUCGGGACUUAUUCGUGCACGUCUAAGAGGUGCAAAUAUUGCAAAGGGUCAGGUGAUAACUUUCCUAGAUGCUCAUUGUGAGUGUACAAUUGGCUGGUUGGAGCCUCUGCUAGGAAGAAUAAAAGAACAAAGAAAAGCAGUUGUUUGCCCUAUAAUUGAUGUAAUAAGUGAUGACACGUUUGAGUACAUGGCUGGUUCAGACAUGACAUAUGGUGGAUUUAAUUGGAAAUUGAAUUUCCGCUGGUAUCCUGUUCCUCAGAGAGAAAUGGACAGGAGAAAAGGAGACAGAACGUUACCAGUAAGGACACCUACAAUGGCAGGAGGACUCUUCUCAAUUGAUAAAAGCUACUUUGAAGAGCUAGGAACUUAUGAUUCAGGAAUGGAUAUAUGGGGUGGAGAAAAUCUAGAAAUGUCAUUUAGGAUUUGGCAAUGUGGAGGAUCACUUGAAAUUGUUACCUGUUCUCAUGUGGGCCAUGUGUUUCGGAAGGCAACUCCUUAUACAUUCCCAGGUGGGACUGGUCAUGUCAUCAACAAAAACAACAGAAGGCUAGCAGAAGUAUGGAUGGAUGACUUUAAAGAUUUCUUUUAUAUCAUAUCUCCAGGUGUCGUCAAAGUGGACUAUGGAGACAUUUCAGACAGAAAAGCACUGAGAGAAAAACUUAAGUGUAAACCUUUUUCUUGGUAUUUGGAAAACAUAUAUCCAGACUCCCAGAUUCCCAGACGUUACUACUCACUUGGUGAGAUUCGAAAUGUUGAAACUAAUCAGUGUCUGGAUAAUAUGGGUCGAAAAGAAAAUGAAAAAGUUGGCAUAUUCAACUGUCAUGGAAUGGGUGGCAAUCAGGUAUUUUCAUACACAGCUGAUAAGGAGAUUCGAACUGAUGAUUUAUGUAUGGAUGUAUCAAGACUGAAUGGCCCGGUGCUAAUGCUGAAAUGCCACCACAUGAGAGGCAACCAGUUAUGGGAAUAUGAUGCUGAGCGUUUUGUAUUGAGACAUAUAAACAGUAACCAGUGUUUGGAUGAACCAAAUGAUGAAGAUAAAAUGGUUCCCACUAUGAAAGACUGCAAUGGAAGUCGGUCCCAGCAGUGGCUGCUACGCAACAUGACUUUGGGUGCUUAAUGUUAUAUUAAAUUUAACUAACUGUCCCCAAUACUUUGCAGUGUCUGAGGACCUCAAUUAUCAGUUAUAUGAACGCUUCAUGGAAUAUAACACCUCCUUAAUUCUCAAUGGCAUAACAUAAUUGUGGAUUUUUUUAUGCUCAAGCUGAGAGUACAUUAAUAGAAGACUUUCCAAUUUUUUUCCUAAGCAACACAUGACUCUACAUGUUUAACUGAAAAUGGUGUCAUCGGGAAAAAAAAAGCACACUGGAUGCUGUAAAUAGCAUUACAUGCUAGAAAAAGUUGGCUAAAAGCUAUAUAAUAUUUGUCACAGAU
Molecule: messenger RNA, 1985 nt
Organism: Bombina bombina (fire-bellied toad)
Lineage: Eukaryota; Metazoa; Chordata; Amphibia; Anura; Bombinatoridae
Gene: GALNT13
Product: polypeptide N-acetylgalactosaminyltransferase 13
Exons: 11
Coding region: 1-1671 (556 amino acids)
Cellular component (GO): Golgi apparatus
Source: RefSeq, a predicted model, not a curated record